This is a messenger RNA of Homalodisca vitripennis (glassy-winged sharpshooter), 3507 nucleotides long. RefSeq names its product integrator complex subunit 6 (gene IntS6). The record is from RefSeq and is a predicted model, not a curated record. Bases 146 to 2995 code for a protein of 949 amino acids. Gene Ontology annotation, cellular component: integrator complex. Gene Ontology annotation, biological process: snRNA 3'-end processing. NCBI's taxonomy places the organism in Eukaryota, Metazoa, Arthropoda, Insecta, Hemiptera, Cicadellidae. The transcript is spliced from 15 exons.
GAGAUCAGUCAUAAAAAAGUCAGCAGAGUGUGUGUCUAGUGUUUGGACGAUGAUGGUGGUUACGUCGUAGCAUCAUGUCGCUCUUUGUUAAUUUAUUCUAGAUUUCCCAUCAUCAAAUCGUAAAUUAUCAAAUUUUACUUAAAAUAUGACGAUAAUCGUAUUUCUAAUCGAUACUUCUGCGUCUAUGAACCAAAGAGGUUAUUUAGGUGGACGCCCAACUUUACUAGACGUAGCAAAAGGAGCUGUAGAAACAUUUGUCAAGGUAAGACAGCGAUCACCGGAGAGCAGGGGUGACAGAUAUAUGUUAAUGACAUUUGAGGAUCCCCCAAAUAAUAUCAAGGCGGGAUGGAAGGAGAACUUGGCUACGUUCAUGAACGAACUGAAGAACCUCCAGUGUCAGGGAAUGACCAUGAUGGGCGCUGCGCUCAAACACGCAUUCGAUGUUCUCAACAUCAACCGAAUGCAGACAGGCAUUGACACCUAUGGCCAGGGUCGCUGUCCGUUCUUUCUUGAGCCAUCCGUCAUCGUAGUAAUUACUGAUGGAAGCAAGUUAUCUAACACUAGUGGAGUCCAAGAAGACUUCAACUUGCCGAUGCACUCUCCCAUACCCGGGUCAGAGAUGACAAGAGAACCUUUCCGAUGGGACCAGCGGCUGUUCUCCCUGGUGCUGCGCAUGUCUGGUACGCCCGCACUCGAUCGUGACACCGGCCUUGUCCCAAGCGACACUUCGCCUAUCGAUGCCAUGUGCGAGGUUACUGGAGGACGUUCAUAUUCCAUUACCUCACAGAGGAUGUUGAUGCAAUGCAUCGACAGUUUAGUGCUAAAAGUACAGAGUGGGGUCGUCAUUAACUUUGAAAAGAUCGGUCCAGAUCCAACUCCAAUCACUAAUGAAAACUCGAGAGAGGGCAGUGAGGAUGGAGACCUGGAACAGGAACAGAGGGACUGGGACAAGGAAGUCAUCAACCCUAACAAUCACGCAGAACUCAAGCUGCCCAACAAUGGGAAUCGCAACGGUGGGACAGGAACUCACACGCCACUAGGGCCGGGCCCUACACUCAAUAACACAGCUUGGCACAACUGCCGCAGACUCAUCUACGUACCGAAGUCUGCACAGAAGGGGUUCGCAAUCGGCUUCUGGCCCAUCCCUGAGUCUUUCUGGCCAGACCUCUCCGCGUCUUCUUUGCCGCCGCGGUCAGCCCACCCCAACGUUAAGUUCAUGUGCACUAGUCAAGAGCCAAUGGUGAUAGAGAACCUUCCCUUCGACAAGUAUGAGCUGGAACCUAGUCCUCUCACGCAGUAUAUUUUGGCCAGGAAGCAGCCUACUGUCUGUUGGCAGGUUUUUGUGCCAAAUAGUUACCGCAACUCAGACGUGGGUCACCCGUUUGGUUAUCUGAAGGCUUCUACCAACCUGACAUGUGUGAACCUGUUUGUGAUGCCGUACAACUACCCGGCCCUGCUGCCCUUGCUUGAUGACCUGUUCAAGGUGCACAGACAGAAGCCGACCCCAGAGUGGAGGACUCAGUUUGCAAACUAUUUACGCACCAUGCCUCUCUACUAUGCCGGGCCGUUGCGCCGUGCCCUGGCUCGAAUGUGCAGCCCACAGUCGAACUUGCCGCAGACACUAGUGCCCGACUCGUUAGAGAACUCUCUCAGCUAUUCCGUGCUAAACUACCUCAAGCGGCUCAAGAACCAAGCUAAGCUGGAGUAUGACCGGUUGUGUAGCGAGGUCAGCAGCAAGCAGCCGCCACUGGGCAGCAAGGCUACUGUUGUUACUAGCACUGUCAACGAGGGUAUCCGGGUCGUGCCACGGACACAACUCCGUCGUGACCUCAUCUCUCACCCUCUACUACAAGAUAAAUUCACAUCGAUGAAGGAACAAUUGAACGAGUUUUCAGGAUUUGUUGUGGGAGUGGUGCGCAAUCGGCAGCAUCAGCACAGAGUAGGAGGCCAGAGUCUGCGGAAUCCCUUCGACAUCCCAAGACGCAACCUUCUUGACCAGGUUGUGCGUAUGAGAGCAAACUUCCUCCAGCCCGCCUUCAAACACACCAAACUGCUUGAUGAAGACUAUAUCCACAGCAUGCCAGUGAGUCAGAUGGGUAACUAUCAAGAGUACUUGAAGCGCAUGCCGUCUCCUCUGCGAGAGGUGGAGUCUACACCAGUCAGGCAGCAUAUGUUUGGCAACCCCUUCAAGAUUGAUAAGAGGAUGAUGGUGGACGAGGCAGAUAUUGACCUGGUAUCGAGUGGAUCACCCCACCGCGGAGGAACCAAGAGAGGGGCUAGUGAGCCACUCAGUCCGAGGCCCCCCAACAAACGCAAGCCAGGUCCAAUACCACGAGAGGUGAUAGUGCGUCGCCCAGUCAGUCCAGCUCCGUCUCCAUCUCCAUCGCCGUCUCCGACUCCUCCCGUAAACUCUCCGCCCCCAAGCCUGCCGCCGCCACUAAUCCCUGCCGUCAUAGCUAACGGUGAUAUCGAUGAUCUAAAUAGUUUAAGCCCUGAAGAUAGCCGUGCAAGGUCUCCUUCCCCUCCUCCCCUCCAACCAUAUGAUGAGUGCUCUCCCCUCCCUCUCCCCCUUGAUAGUGCCCCCAUCCUUGGGCUCUCCCCUCCUCCCCUCACACUAAUGGAGGACGAAAGUCCUGCCAUUGAUUGGCAGCCCAAUCACAUUUCCGAAGGGUUCCAAAACCACACCCCCCAUUCUCCGGCUGGACUGAAUGAUAUUAAACCCAGCGAUUUGCCGAUCUCCAAAUCGGAAAUGGCAGAAGUCCGACAGCACAACCUCAACGUUCGAACGUUAGCGUAUAGAGAAGUGAGGCGGCCUGGAAUAAAUUACGCACCGUUAUUUGGCCACCUGGAACAAAUGCGUGGGAGUGUCCAUGUUCGCGCGAAAGUUUUAAAAGACAUCAUCAACGAGUCGUUGCGCUUUAAGCGCCGGAAACUUGCUAAUUUGUUGGACGAAUUUCUGCAAUCGAUGCUAACCGGCGCCAACGGAGAGAGAUGAGUUUUGGAUUGCUACAAAAUUUAAAACUGUCUCCCGGCGCGUGAAACACCACUGAUCACUGCACUAAGGUUUACCGCUUCAGUGCCCUCGAGCGAGCUGUAAAUAUGUUUAUAUUUGAAAAUCAAUUUGAUUCUGUACAUUUACGCGGAGCAUAACACUUCUGACCUGUGUUACUUAUUUAGAGAAGGACCUGGUUAUUUUAUUAUUAUUUAAACUUAUUUAUUUUCAGUCAGGAUUUUUUAAAUGCCACUUAUUAUGAAAUAUUAAAUUGGCUGCAAUACCAUUCAAAUUAUUGAAUGAAAGAUUUUUAUUUAAGAAAAAAUAUUUAAUUUAUAACAUACAAAUGGACCAUAUUUAUGCUGUGAUGAAAGUAUCACAAACCCGCAAUAACAACAUUGUACAAACAUAAUUAUUUAAAUGUAUAUUGGAUGAUAGAGUAUUUUGAAGAUCGCUUUGUUUCCAAGGCACUGUUUGUAAUUAUAAAUAUAUCUAUCGUUUCUUAGAAUGCAAAA